UCCUUUUGUUUUGAUCUCCGGCCACCAAUAGCGCUGGAAUCGGUAGUAGUAAGGAGUCGCGCGAACUAUGGUAAUAUGUAUCCGGCAACAAGCCGGCAGAUCAGGCAGUAACAGACGUAAACAACUUUGUAGUUAGUCAAGUUGACCGAAGCGCAGGCAUGAAUCCAUUGAUUGAGGUAUUUAUAUAUCCCAAUAAUGCUCUACAUUAAACGGAAACCCCUCGGUUCGAUUGUCACAUGAAGUUAUAUUUUCUGUUAUACGAUGAAGAGUGGAAUUUGCAACGCGUAGUGUCUGUGGAAUUCUUUACAAUUUGACUAAUUCCAACGGAUAACCGUUGUCACAGCUGCAAGAAACUGUUUUGCUGCAGUAGUUGCCGUGAGUUACACGAACAGAAGAAGCACCCAAGGCCGAAAACGGACGCGGAUUGCUGUCUUUGUUUGUCAAAAAAAUUACCACUCGAAAAAUUCGAGGAUGCAAACUUCCUUUGCCACUUGGUUAUCCGUCAUUUGCCGUUGAUGUGCGUCUUGUGCGGUCAGAUAUACCGCAGCAGUUCGGAUUUAGAAAACUUUGAAAGAUGUGAGUUCUGGCGGCAGAAAAAAAAUUGCAACUUUCUACCUCCGGAUCAGGUGAAAAAACUUUCUGCACAAGUUACGCCGUCGCCUAUCACAAAAACUCUGUCGUGUCCAACGUCUUGUCGAAAAGAAUCGCCCUCUAUCGAUUCGGAAUUUCACAGCUUGCAGGGUUUUACUUUUCCCCAGGAAUUAAUGCGAAACACCAGCACUCCUAUGCACGGCAGUGUCACUGAUCAAAGAUCGGGAUUUCAUUUCAACAAUAAGACGUCCAAGUUUCCAUCGUUUCAUCUUAAAACCCCAAGAACCCCGAGGGUCGAGGAAAACCCAUCGCCAACGCUCUUUUACUCAGCAACCAGCCAACUGCUCACUUCAAAGGAUAUCAACUCUGACAGUUGCGUUUCAGCAAUUGCGGGUAGUGUUUCUUCCAGCUCAAGAUCAUUUGGCAGUGUUCACACACCAUCGAGGUCUACCGUCAUUGCGAAUCGCAUGUCAGAGGGUUGUUCUGGGUAUUCAAGAGAAAUUUUCAAGACAAAUUCCAGCCGGGCUUUGGGAGUAAUGGAGGAACAGGAAGAGCAAGUUUCUAUUUGCAUGGAUUUAACCGAAGCGCAAGAUAAUCUUCAAAAAAUGUUUGAUGCUCGGAAGGAUUCGGAUUCACCAACCGCACCGAAAUAUUUAUCCAAGAAAGUGCGGUUUUCUGAUCAGCACCAGAUCAUGGCCGACAGUACGGUUGACCCAGUCUCGGAUAAUGAAGAAUUUUAUGAAGCUCCCGAGAUCCUCGGGGGGAAAUUGGCCUGCAGUGUUCAAAACGACUCGGAUGCUCGGAUCGUGCAACAGAACGAGGACAACUCGGACAAGGAGAAUGUUGAGAAUCGAGAGGAAUCGGAAUCGUUCAAAACUCCCUCAUCAACUCCAUCAGCAACCUCAUCAAGAGUCGUAAUGAUGGUUGUUGUUGAGAAUGGGUUUGAGAUUUCAACGUCUAACCUCAUACCCCUGAUCAAUUCCAGUCUGGAGAAACUUGAUCAAACCAAACCUUUGGUUAAGAACAUCACUUCUUCGUUACCCAACGUUUCUAGUCACUUUCAACACCCCUCCAGUAGCUUAGUUCGAUCGAUUUCAUCGAUUGAUAGCUACACAGCUUCAUCCACUAAUUAUUAUUACGAACCUUCAAACACAUCUUCGACGACACCCGUCGAACCUCAAAAAAAUAUUUCGGAGUUGUCAAGUCAUGUUGGUGGGAUUUUUUCAGCAGUGGCUCAAGUCAUGAGAAACGCCUUCAGAGGACUUCCUGGUACGGGUCCAUCGAAAGGUUCUCCAACUAGGGUGUCAGAGGCUUUAACCGAGAGUAGAGGGCUCAACUCUACAGGAUCUCGAACAAGUCCUUCAAGGUUUUCGACAAUGGCGACAUCGCUUCUGCGCCGUCCGGGUAAGCGUUCAAGAGAUGCAAUAAACGACGCAGUAUCACCUUAUCGUCGAGAGCUGCGUAGCCCCCGAAACGAUACGGGAAGCAGUCCGGUUGCAAAGCGACCCAGAAGUUGGCACAGAAUUAGGGGUCGUGACCCCAUAGCCAGAAUGCGCACGGGUACCUCCACAGCUACCCGAGGUGUUUCCUCGGAAACCCAACACUUUCAGCAGGGUUCUCUAUCGGCAGGAGACACCGUUCUUCCAAUUCCAUCCAGGGCUCAUCAGUCGACUCAAACAGAUUAGCGUUUCUACGGCUAAGUAGUUUUGGUAGGCAUAAAAAACUAGAACAGAGGAUUGAAAGUAGGACCAAAAUAUCGAAUUUAUAAAGAUGUGAAAAUUUGAUUCGUGAAUUAUUAAAAUUUAGAAAGUCCAAGUAAAGAAAAUUGAAAAUAUAAAAAGUCCAGAUACAGAAAGGUCAGAACAAAAACCGGCAAAAUUUAGAAUCUGUCAAGAAUUUCAUACUAACGAGACGAAUUCCGACCAUACUAUAUUUUGAUAUUCCAUAUUCUAGCCUUUUUAUUUUUUUACCUCUCCAUACUUCCGGGCACCAUAUUUUAAAUUCUGCAAAUUAAGUUUUCGCUUGUUAAAAAUUUCAAUAUUGAGGCCCUUCUAUUCUUCGACCUUUCUAUAUUUUUACCCUCGCCCAACAGUUUUGCUGUACAAAAGAAGGAAAUGGUAUGCUACCACUUCUUCUGUUGCUUUUUUUACGCAGUUGAUUGCAAAUCUUCCAACAUUUCUAUGUCUUAAUUAUGUUGUUUUUUUGUACUUUUUAGAUAUCGUGUAUAUAAGUGAUCGAUUGUCGGGGUAUAAGUGCCAAUCUUAAUUCUUAACUUUACGAUGCCUGUUAACUAUAUGUGUUUUGAUUUGUUUGUCCAUAAGUGUCGUACUUUACACAUUGUGUUUUGCAAUUAGAGCAACUUUUUAUUGAAUUUAGACUGAACUUUCUCCGUGGUAUUUAAUCAGAAGUACGAACUUGAUUGCCACUAACGUAUU
This is a messenger RNA of Diprion similis, 3026 nucleotides long. RefSeq lists its product as uncharacterized. The coding region runs from base 516 to 2276 and encodes 586 amino acids. The record is from RefSeq and is a predicted model, not a curated record. The transcript has 3 exons. Lineage: Eukaryota; Metazoa; Arthropoda; Insecta; Hymenoptera; Diprionidae.